AUGCUUCUAUGUUCGGUCAUAGUGAUGCGUUUUCAGGAGCUGAAGUGUCAAAACCACAUUCGCGUCAUUGCUCCAAAAUCCGAUGGAACGUUGUACAUAUGUGGCACAAAUGCGUUCAGUCCGAGUGUCACUAUUUUGCAGGGAGACAGCUUUGCGUUGUUGGACAGGGACAUCAGUGGUGCAGGUAUCUGUCCGGUUGAUCCAAAUGACAAUGGAACGGCCGUAUGGGUUGAAUACGGAAACCCAAAGAAUCUGCCUUCUAUCUAUUCGGCGGCGAUCGCUGAUCAAACGCAAUCGUACCGGAUCAUUUACCGACCAGCACUGAUCGACUCUCGUGGAGAGGUGAAAUACUCGUUGCUGCGCAGCAUGUUCAUCAACCCGAAGUGGUUGAAC
This is a messenger RNA of Soboliphyme baturini, 393 nucleotides long. The record is from the annotation of a GenBank genome assembly. Lineage: Eukaryota; Metazoa; Nematoda; Enoplea; Dioctophymatida; Soboliphymatidae.